This is a messenger RNA of Vigna radiata var. radiata (mung bean), 1641 nucleotides long. RefSeq names its product fasciclin-like arabinogalactan protein 12. The record is from RefSeq and is a predicted model, not a curated record. The transcript has a single exon. Bases 565 to 1440 code for a protein of 291 amino acids. Lineage: Eukaryota; Viridiplantae; Streptophyta; Magnoliopsida; Fabales; Fabaceae.
AAAGAUUAUGUACUACAAUUAUGAUUGAAAAUGCAUGAUAUACACCUAAUAUUAUGCAAAUUGUUCGACCUGCUCAUGAUGAUCGAGAGACAUGGAAAAUAACUGACAUUGAUUUUUCUGUUUAAUCAACCAGUCUUUUCGCCCCACCUUUACACCAAAAAAAAAAAAGAAAAAAAAAAACUUCUACUGUUUGAUUACAUGGUUUCAGCGAAAAAACAAUACUAAUCACAAAAUCAUUUGAUUCCAAUGGCAGAUUGAAAUGGCUAUCAAUCAUUAAAGUGCAUUGCUCCAUGCUUAAUAAAUGGGUAUAUCAUCACUGAUGCAACACCUCAAUAUCCUUUGCAGCUUACAAAGGAGUGUAUGAUCAGAAAUCACAAUUUAAGGUUUUAAAAACAAAGCCUUUCACCUACCUAUCAUUGUCUACAACUUCCAAACUUUCCCUAUAAAACCCAUCCCCACCAUAUCAAGAAUGCAUCAACUACUCAUUACAAUUACAAUUCCUAUCAUUAGCACUCCUUUACAGUAUCAUCUCUAAUUUCUAAACCAUCAUUUAACAGAACCAAAAUGAUGGAAAAGCAAUGUGUCUUUUCCUUCUCACUAGCACUGCUACUUUCAUUUUUGUAUUUCACCAACACUUUAGCGCAAUUAUCACCAGCUUCUGCCCCUCUUAAACCAGUUCAAGCUACCCCUACCCCACCAGCUGAGGCUCCUAAACAGCCAUUGGUUCCCUCAUUGCCACAGUCACCAAGUGAUGUCACUCCCGACACUGCAGCUGUUGACAUUGUUGGAAUCCUGAGACAGGCCAAGUCAUUCAACAUCCUUAUCCGUCUCAUGAAAACCACCCAAUUGAUCAACCAACUCAAUGCACAGCUCCUCACCACUAAGUCAGGUGGCAUCACCAUUCUUGCACCUGAUGACAGUUCCUUCUCUCAACUCAAACCAGGCUUCCUCAAUUCUCUUUCUGAUGGCCAAAAGCUCGAGCUCUUACAGUUCCAUGUUCUGUCAGACUAUGUUUCUAGCUCUAACUUUGAUACUCUAACCAACCCAGUGAGAACACUUGCAGGAGCUAAACCUGGAAAAGUAGAACUGAACGUGAUAAGUUACGGAGGCAGUGUGAACAUCUCAACGGGUGAGGUUAAUACCACCAUCACUGGCAUUGUGUACACAGAUAAGCAUCUUGCUAUUUAUAAGGUAGGGAAGGUGCUUCUUCCUAUGGACUUCUUUGUUGUUGCUAAAGCACCUGCAAAGGCUCCCUCCUUGGCUCCAGAAUCUUCGGCAAAGGCGCCUAAAGCAGAUAAGGAGAAGUCUCUGCCUUCAGAUUCCUCACAAUCGUCUGAGAUUAAUGGCACAAAUGAUACCUCUGACACUGUCAAAAUCAAUCAUGGAAAGUGGUUGUCACUUGUCCUUGGAACAAUUCUCCUUAUGAUUUUCUCAUCAUAAACUGAAAUUGGUUUCAUUGAAUUUACCAACGUUCAAGCCAAUAUACAUUUAAUGUUCAAAGAAUGAAAUGGGUUGCGUGAUUGCGAGAAAAGAGUGAAUAUUGUGAAUCCAGAGCGAAAUUCGAAUGUUGUAGCGGUGAAUUUACCAGAGUGCCUGUUGUUUUUCUCUAUAAAUUAAUUUAAGUGUUGUGUUUUGACUUAA